ACUGUUAGCGUUUUGACCUCGCGACAUUCCAACUGAUUUCCUAUUCUGCCUCCUCCGGCAUAAACCCUAGAACAACAGUGGUCAAAGGAAGCCAUGGCCGCCGGAGAGCUUGCCUGCACCUACGCUGCUCUGAUCCUCUUCGACGACGGCAUUCCCAUCACUGCUGAAAAGAUUUCAACUUUGGUCAAAGCUGCCAAUGUCAAUAUCGAGUCCUUCUGGCCAGGACUGUUUGCUAAGCUCUUUGAGAAGAAAAGCAUCGAAGAUCUCAUCCUGACCUCUGGCUCUGACUUGGAAAUUGCAGGUGGAGCUUCUGUUGCAGCUGCUGCCCCUGCUGCUGGUGCUGGAGCUCCUGCUGCUGCUCCUGCCGCUGCUACUGAAGAGGAGAAGAAGGAGGAGCCGAAGGCAGAAAGUGAGGAUGAGGAAGACUUUGGAUUCGACCUAUUUGCCUAGAACACAGGCUCUACAUUCCCAGUCGGCUUAGGACUAUGUGGAUAAUAUCAUUAAGGCUUGUUUGAUUUGUGGAAAUGAUUUUAGAAUCAUGAUUUUGAUUUUAACUCUACCCACUACACAACAAAAAUACACGUUUCCCAAGUCAAAUUUAUAAUACAAUCUCAUUUGUCCUUUUCCACAAUCAAAAUCAAAAUCAAAAUCAAAGUUAAUUUAACUCUGAAACCAAACGCCCCGUUAAUGUUUGUGCCCUUUAGUCUUAGAACCUUCAGAUACUUCUCUGUUUACCUAGUAAACUCGCUCGAGUGGUGACUUGCUCAUGUCUACUUUGUUAUGCACUAAA
Molecule: messenger RNA, 790 nt
Organism: Punica granatum (pomegranate)
Lineage: Eukaryota; Viridiplantae; Streptophyta; Magnoliopsida; Myrtales; Lythraceae
Source: RefSeq, a predicted model, not a curated record